Spodoptera exigua (beet armyworm) is the source of this 651-nucleotide messenger RNA. Lineage: Eukaryota; Metazoa; Arthropoda; Insecta; Lepidoptera; Noctuidae. The record is from the annotation of a GenBank genome assembly.
AUGUUUGUGUCCCUACUUAGUUUGGAGACUGGACACGCCACUGGCGAUAUCGGCUACGUUUUUUCCUUUUUCCUUCGACUGACGAAACCGAAUAAGGUGACUCUGCUACUCGUCAAUGACGAUCAAAUUGACUAUCUGAUGGAAAACAAUCAGCGCCGCCCAUGGACAACCUUAACAAUGGAGGAGUUACGAGCGCGUUUUACGAACCGACUUUUUGUGGAUUGGGGAUUUGGAGAUUUUGGGACUAGGGGAAGGGAAGUAUUGCAGGCCUCCGGUAACCUCACUCACACGGCGAAACACAACGCUGCCUGUUUCAUGCCGGUUUUCUGUGAAGCCGUGGUAUCAAUCCGGUCGAGCCGACCCAUUCGUACCGAAGCAUGGCUCUCCCACACUAAAAUAAUAUCAGUAAAAAAGAUAAAAUAUGCUCCAUUAAGGUAUAGGUUGGCAAACGAGCAGACGGAUUACCUGAUGGUUCCACAGAAGACCUCACAGAAAACCGGUAUGAAACAACCACACGGUGUUUCGCCGUUCGGUCUCGCAUGUCUGAGGAUCGUGGUCAGCAUCGGGGUAACAUCUGGAGCGUAUAAUCCGCCUCCACCGGUUUCGAACCAGCGCAUCUCUCACUACUGCGAAGAAGUCGGAGGACGAUGA